Amoebophrya sp. A120 is the source of this 4506-nucleotide messenger RNA. The record is from the annotation of a GenBank genome assembly. NCBI's taxonomy places the organism in Eukaryota, Dinophyceae, Syndiniales, Amoebophryaceae.
AAACGAUUGUCACGAAGCUCGUUGACACGCAGAUGUAGGUCUGUAAUGGUCGUGCUUUUUGUCUCGUUUGCGCCGAGCCGUACGUGGUCGGUCUUUCUACUGCGAAACAAGAUCCUGUUCCGAAGAAGUGUAAGCGAGUUUCGCGACUCAAAUUUUUUCGCACUGCUUCUGGACGGAGUAGGUAACGCCACAUGAACAAAAAUCAAUAUGCUUACCGCAGCGGAAAUUCGAAGUUUGGCACAGGAGGUGAAGGCUUUGGACCCGGACCUCGGUGCUUUCGAAUACCAACCGGCGCCUGCUCAGGAUGCGCAUGCCGUCGGGACGAGUUCACAUGUAUUCGCACAGCCGCACCACACCGUGGCGCAGCACGAGAGGAGCAGCAGUAGUUCGAGCGCCCGGCCCGAUUACGAAUACCGCUACCAAGAACCAUCGCGCGGCCACGCGUCCGAAUUUGAUGUCAGCAUCAAACCCCCGACGCGGCCGUCCGCCCGGCCGAAAAACAAGAAGGCAAACCUCACCCUUACAGCCUAUGACGACACGCCCGGUGGACCAACCGCAAAAUUUCUUCGCGGGCUGCGCAGCACUGGAGACCCGCCUUUAAUUUCUGGAAACAGCAAGAGUAGUCCGAGCUCAGCCAACAAUGUUGCGGACCGGAAUGCGCAGUCUCGUAGCGGGUUGGUUUCACGACACUCAGGCCCGGCGUUUACAUCUUCUGGAAGCAAAAGCGCAAGGGCAAGCAGCGUGAAUUUUGUCUACAAGAACAGCAAAACUUCGUCUUUCGACUACUUCACGAAGGCCAACUCCUACUCCAGCCUCACCUCCACCCCGCGGGCGCGAGGCACGGAACGCACGUCCUUCCCCCUCGACGAUGCAAACGACAGUUCCACGUUGUCUGCCGGCAUGACGUGUCCGGACGGGCGCCAGCUGCUGGUGGUGGACCAUAGUAUGGAGCAAACCAGCAAAAACAUCGAGGAUCUGCGCCGCGAAGCCAGUCGCGACAUUUUCGUUCCGCUGAACCGCCGGCCCGGAUACCACCGCCGAGGAUCCUCGAAGACUGGUGGCGUCGAUCCGCACAGAACUACGACCACAAGCAAGGCUAGCAGUAGCAGGCUCAACAGCAAGGCCAGCGUUGGCACGGCCCUCGCCGCGUCCGGCACAACGAGCAAAUCUUCGGCGGUCCGCGGUCGCCUGCCCGAGACGGACCAAAACUCCCUGAAGCAGUACGUUGUGCCGGUGGCCACGGAGUCCCAGGUGCGGAAGCGGCACUGGAAGAUGCAGAAGCAGAAGACCGGCUUGCUGCAUAUGACCUGCUCAAGCGUUACAAUCUCAAACGUUACAAUAGAAUUCCGAAAUCUGUGAUGCAAGAAGUGCAUGAUCUAGCCAAGUCUCAUAGGACUGCGCAUAACAAGUUCCGGAGUCCCAAACCGCACUACAAUCUGCCGAAAUUUGUGUUGCACAAAGUGGAAUGGUCUGCGAGUCUGUCAUGCUCAUUACGCAAGAGCAAGACAAAUCCCAGAUUCUAUUGUAACGUUUGAGAUUGUAACGCUGGAGCAGGUCAUACUGCAGAACGCCAUGCGGGACUUGCAGCACAUCCAGGAGUAUCAAAUGCAAAAAUGUCUGGGUCUGGAAGGAUGCGACUUGUGGUGCUGAAUUUGGAUUCUACAAAAAUCUGUAUUGCAUGAACAGCAAAAGAGGUCCAGUUUUUGCCAAAGCGAGAGGGCAUUUCUCAUGCGGUAUAGGCGUCAGGAAGCCCUCACAAAAUCUGUGAUGCUAGAGCAUGCGUCACAGACUUCAGGAGUCAUGCAGAGUGGGCAUAACAAACCUUGCAUCCUUCCAGACCCAGACAUUUUUACAUUUGAUAAGGAGGUGCUGGAGCGCCCCAAGCAGCUUCCCAAGUUCGACGGGAACGGCGUGGAACAGCGACCGCAAACCAUAUUCCAACCGCCGAAGCGAACCGCGGCGUUUCAUCUUUCCACGCGGAACAGCGCCAACCCGCGGAGCGCGAGUCUGGGCGGCACACCAACGGUAAUAGGCUUCCAUCCCUCAUCGUCUUCUAGCGGCGUUGCACUGAAAAAUAACCCUGGUUUCUUGUCCGCUUGUUCCAACAAAAAAUCCGACACAUCGGCGGCUAUCGUUGUCGGGUACGAUGCGCGGGGGCACCGAGUGAUCCAGAUGAGAGACUCUCUCCUGGACAGCUCGCACAAUGUUUCCACCACUUACGAGGACUAUGACGAGGAGUACUCCGCAUCCGCCUCUGCCACGGCAAAUCAAGAAGGGACUGCCGGAGCACCCGUUGGGGCGACGAGCUCGGGAACCCACGUGGUGCAGCAAGCCGUAUCCCACCGCCCGUUUCAGUUCUACAAUGAGGAGGAAAAUGUGGCCACCGACGCGGAGGUGGAGGUCGUUGCGGAAACGCGAAAGGAAAAAAGCUUGGCAGAGCUCAAGGCGGAACUCGAGGCGGAUCUGCUUGGAAAGGCCCCGGCCGAACGAGACCGCAUCAUCCAGAAGGCGACGACGCAGUAAAAAUUGUCCCUUGCGGUCGUUAUGGAAAAUAUUUUUGCUGAAAUUGAAGAUGUGCUCUGUGCUGCUGUCUAUGCUCUCUGACAAGUCUUUGCGUGAGUCUUUGUCUUUUAUCCUCGUUAGCAAUUUUAAGAACUGACUUUCCAACUGCUGUGAACAUUUUCUAAUUCACAACUUUCAAUUCCGCACAGGGGCCUCUCUUCGCUGGACAGCAUUGUCCAGGAGAUCCGCGCGCGAGGUACGGCGGCGACGACAUGCUCGGAGAACUCCAUUUGCAUCUCCACGACGACGGCGAAGAGCUCCAAGUCGCACUAUCGGAAGUUUCUUCCUCUCUCGCCAAACGAGUCGACGUUUACCCCGAGGCUCAACCUGACAAGAAGAAAGACGAAGGAGCUACUGGGUUCCAGUCGCGCCAACUUCGCCAACGUAGCGGAGCGGCUGACCUACAUGGGCCGCAGCUACCAGAAACGCCACCAGUCGCUCGUGCAAAAGCACAAAACAAGUCGCGAGAAUGUACUUAAAGAGGAUGCGUUUUUUCGAAUAGAGCAUUGAUUAGGCUGCCUCUUCGAUAUGUCUGCUUUUCUCGCAUGUUCAUCGCUUGACACAUAUUAGAGAGUAUAAACAAGCGCCAGUACUUCUACUAUAUCUUGAAACGUUCACUUUUCGAUUACAACCAGGCCUUUCUUCGUCUCGCGAACUCGAAGAAAACACUCCCCGCCAGCGAUCGCUUGGUGCAGAACGUGGGAAAUAUUGGGUACCGCACCACCCGCCAGCAGGAGCGGAGACAGCUGUCCAUCGAACGAAAGCGGGAGGAGCUCGAGCGCAAGCAGAUGAAGGACUGCACGUUCCAGCCAAAGGUGUUUCUCUAUGGGCAGACCAGCCGGUCAAGGUCAGAAGGCGGACACAAUGGAAGUAGUAAGGGCUCCACGACGUCCCGCUGUAGCUACUGGCGCGGGAAGCACCAGAACCAGAUCGACUCGUUUGCCGACCAGAAUUUCUACACGCGCCUGAAAACCAGUCAGGUGCGGCGGGAAGAGAAGUUGCGCAACGUCAGCAGCAUGCGGGAGUCCAUGGAAAUCGAGGACUGCAGUUUCAAGCCGGAACUGUCCAGCGGGACGAAAAAACUCAAGUGCGAGAGCAAGAUUAAAGAGUUCUGGACGGCGGGGCAAGGACUGGAUUUGGCCACUACAACCGGUGCAGCUUCAACCUCCGGGGCCAUCUCUUCUAGUGCUGUACCUCUAUUCACUCCGGGUGCGAGCCUGAAGUACAACGCCGGCCUCUUGACCAGCGCAACGAGUCGUGCCGCGAGCGUUCCGGCUGGUAGAGGCAGCAGUGGUUCAAAAACUGAGGACUUUGGGACGAUGUCCCUCGCUGAACAGCAAUUGCGGAUGUUAGACUCUUCUUCGAAAAGAACUGCGUCGUCAAAAACGAGCUCCGCAGCCCCCGGCAUGGUCGACGCCGAUGUCUUUUACGCGCAGGAAACGCCGGCGGGGGACGGGGCACAACCGGGUGCGGUGCUGGGGACGAAACCACGCAUAAUUCUUCGGCGGAAGGCGCGCAGCGGCCGGGCGAUGGACGCCAUUCCUUUCGUGGACGAGUCACCAUGCGGCGACCCAGAUCUCGCCUAUGUUCUUGAGCAGCAUUUGAGCGCAUAGAAAGAUUGAUGUCUGUUUCCUCAGAGCCGAACUUUGCUGAACUUCUUUUCUUUUUCACUUCUUCGGCAUGAUUAUCAUGCGGUGUUUUGUCUCUCGGGCACUUAGCCGCAGCUAUUGCUGCAUUGCAACUUGAGGCGGGCCCCUACGUGAAAUUGUACCAAGGGACUUAGCACGGCGAGAAACAAAAACACCUCGGUCAGGAUUUUGCGAAGUAUGGUGGACGUGGUUUUGCAUUGAGAUCAGGUCAGCAGAGCGAUAAAGAAAGAUUAAGAUGAUGAAUUACGCUCCUGCUGCUGAAAUCAAGAAGGAGUUUCAAUUCACCUAAACGAAU